Centropristis striata (black sea bass) is the source of this 684-nucleotide messenger RNA. It is a transcript of the gene msmp2, whose product is annotated as microseminoprotein, prostate associated 2. The record is from RefSeq and is a predicted model, not a curated record. The coding region runs from base 28 to 414 and encodes 128 amino acids. NCBI's taxonomy places the organism in Eukaryota, Metazoa, Chordata, Actinopteri, Perciformes, Serranidae. The transcript is spliced from 4 exons.
UCAUAUAGUGGAAACUUUGAAACAGAAAUGGCAGCAGGAGGAGUGAUUUUGGCUUUCUUGUUGCUCCUGAGUGCCAGCGUACCAUGUUUAUCUGUGUAUAACAGUGGCGAGUGCUUCUUCAACACUAAAGGGAACUGUGAACACCUGGGACAGGUGUACGGGAUCGGAGAGAGCUGGAUAACCAGUGACUGUUUGCAGUGUGUCUGCAUGGAGCCUUUUGGAGUCGGCUGCUGCGACCAUGGGUCUAAACCUGUGGACUAUCCAGAUUGGUGCGAGAUCAUCCGUAAGCCUGACUCCUGUACGAGUGUUGCAGUAAUGAGAGUGAAUCACAAACUCCCGUGCCUCUGGGGACGAGGCCGCCUCAGAACAGCUGCAGGACAGCCGUGGAAAUCUGACAAUGAUCCUUUAUUUUGAGUUCUUUUAUUAUUUAAAAGAGAGAGAAAAAGAAGCAAUAUCACAGUGUGAAAUGUUGAUUUUGGAUUCAAUAAAUAAAGUUUCGUCAUGAAGUUUUUGUGAGAGACUUAACUGUGCUGAAUUUUAAUACAAAAUCUGCAAAUAACUGCCAUUAUGUGAUUAUGUAUAAUUUUACAUUUUAAAAUUGUGUUGUAGAUGCCAGUUGUUGGUGACUCUGUCUGAAUGUCUGGAUUUGUUUCUGUUCCAUGUUUUAAGAUAAAAUAAAGAUGU